This is a messenger RNA of Trichogramma pretiosum, 1988 nucleotides long. Its product is annotated as DNA-directed RNA polymerase III subunit RPC5-like. Gene Ontology annotation, biological process: DNA-templated transcription. The coding region runs from base 406 to 1605 and encodes 399 amino acids. NCBI's taxonomy places the organism in Eukaryota, Metazoa, Arthropoda, Insecta, Hymenoptera, Trichogrammatidae. Gene Ontology annotation, cellular component: nucleus; RNA polymerase III complex. The record is from RefSeq and is a predicted model, not a curated record. The transcript has 5 exons.
CGUUGCGUCGCUGUCGUUGGCAGAGGUCGUCGCAAAAAUUGUGUACCCGCACAUCGUCGAAGCUGAUUGUACACAAAGACCUCGGUUGGACACUUGAGAUUUUCAUGAUAGUUUUUAUUUUAUGUAGUAGGUAUGCAAAUCUACAGCAGUAAAUGUGUAUUAGGCAUAUACCUAAUACUGGCUAAUUAAAUUAGCUUCCAAUGUUCAUUACUCUGUCUCUUUACGAGUGAAAUAGCCCAAAAGAAUAAGUUCAAAAGUUGAUAGCUAGGAUAAUGACGAAAGGAAUUUAACUGCAAAAUACCUGUUUAUGUAUCAACUAAAUUGGCAGAUAAAUUAUAUAUCUUUCAAUAUCCACUAAAGAGUGCAGAUGUUGGUUAUGAUGAUGCUAUUUUCUUGGAAACAUCUAUGAAACCGGAAAAUGAAGAGGUAAAAAUUCAAGUUCAACUAGAAACACAGUCUAAGAAUUAUGACGAGAGUCAAGGAGAAUUUUUAGCUGCAAAUAAUGUUGAAUCAACUACAAAGAAAAAAGAAGAACAAUUGUUUAAAGGAGAUCAAAUGGAUAGAAUAUUUUUAAAAUCUUCGCGAGCCGAACCAAACUGUGACAACUACGCUAUUGCAAUUUUUCAAAAUGAUGAAUUUCACAUAACUCCUCUUAAAGGAAUCAUCCAGAUGAGACCAGAUUUUAGCUAUUUGGACAGAGUAGAUAAAAAAUUUAAGGAUUCUGGAAAAAAUGGUGGAGAAGGAUUCAUGGAUGCAGAUGAUGAUGAGCCUGAAGAACAAGAAGUUCAUGCAAAAUUUGCUAAGAACAUUUCCGAUUAUGCUAAACAACAAAGAGAAAAGUCUUUUCAAACCCAUGCCAGAAAGAGUAUGGAAGAAGAGUGGGUACCUUGCAAAUUUCAAAAAGCAGAAGAACCCAUAAAGGAAGAAAUGUUUUGUCAUGAAGUUGACAAUGAUAGAAGUAACAAUUUAAAAUUAACUCAAUCACAGUAUUUAAAUAUAUUAGCUCCUGUAAAAAAAACUAAAUUGAAAAGUAACGUCAACACGUUGAAUCCUAUCAAUACAUUGAGUUAUAUACAGACAUUACCGCUACUUGAACAAAUUAGUCUACUGAUGAAGGAUGCUAAAAUCAUGACCUUUGAACACUUAAGGGCAAUAAUUUCAUCUGAUCAUAAAGACACAGACAUUUUGAAGAUUCUUCAAGAAGUAGCAGUUCUUGUUCAAAACAACUGGGUGGUCAACAGUAAUAUCAUUUACGAUGAAAACUAUACAUCUGAUAGUGGUAUUGAAUCUGAGUUGAUGCGUAGAGCUAGAAAUUAUAUUUUGUUAUGCUACACAGAAAGAGAGUAUAUCCAGGAUAGAGCAGAAAUUUGCUCAACAGUAAAAUUACCUAUUGAAGAGGUAACCCAAAUCAUUGAUAAUCUAGCGAUAUAUGAACCAAGGAAGGGUUGGAGAUUAUUAGUGAGUUCAACAGAAUUUGCCAAAAUGUAUCCCGAUAUAGCCAAUCGACAAAUUUUGGUUUGGGAAGGCAGAGGAAAAGAAAUACGUAAAUUGUUGGAAUCUCAGCAGCCUCAGCAAUCCAAGUCACCGCAAAGACGACAGCGAUGACGUUCUUGACAUUAGUAGAAAUUAAUUUUGAUCGUCAUAAUAGGAAUCAAUAAUUUUAACAAAUUCAAUAUUUUCUCGUGAUUAUUAUGUUAGAAGUAUCGAAACGUAAAAUUGCAAAAGGAUCUAUAAAAUACGUUGACGUAUUAACGCAUUUUUGAAUGCAGGUUUCGAACCAACUAUCUCUUUUAUAAACUUUUUACACAAAAAAAAACACUAUAUUUUCACUGUACAUGGUGAAACUUCAUUUUUGUACAUAUAUAAACAUAAACGGAUUUAUAAGAUUGAUCUUAUUACUAAAUAGUUGGAUAAUUCGUACAUGUUUGUAAAUAUAUAAGUGUUAUAUGCAUUGAUUUGCAUAAAAUAAAUUUAUUUACAAUAUAAAA